Brassica napus (rape) is the source of this 552-nucleotide messenger RNA. RefSeq names its product glutathione S-transferase T3-like. The record is from RefSeq and is a predicted model, not a curated record. Bases 1 to 552 code for a protein of 183 amino acids. Lineage: Eukaryota; Viridiplantae; Streptophyta; Magnoliopsida; Brassicales; Brassicaceae. The transcript has 2 exons.
AUGAUAGUGGCGAAGUAUCUUCAUCACAAGUGCCUCUUUUUGCUACUCAACGAAGUGAAGACUUACACUUUGGUGCAGACUCUGCUGGAGAACAACUGUGAUGCUUUCUGGAAAAGAGUGGUGGCAUACUUUGCUGCCAGUCCUAAGCUCGCCGGUUGUGAAGUGAGGGAGGCAGGUCAUUGUAAGCAGCGGUGGCACAAGAUCAAUGAUCUUGUUGGCAAGUUUUGUGGAGCUUAUGAAGCUGUAAUCCGAGAGAGAAGCAGCGGACAUAAUGAGAAUGAUGUGCUCAAGCUUGCUCAUGAAAUCUUCUUCACCAACCACAACAAGAAAUUCACCCUUGAGCAUGCGUGGAAAGAGUUGCGCAAUGACCCGAAAUGGUGCGAUCUUGCCACUUCUAAAAUGGAGAGAAGCUCUAAAAGGAGGAAGGUUGACGAGGCUGCACAAUCAUCAACUUGUCAAGCAACUGAAACUAAUAGUACUGAUCAAGCUACUGCUCGUCCCCCGGGUGUGAAGGCAUCAAAGGGGCAUGGCAAGCAAAAUAUCAAGGCAUAG